CUCCUACUUCUACUCCAUCAGUGAACUCGAAAAUAUCAGGUAGACUACAAUCUGGAUCAGCUUCUAUACGGAUUAAUGAUUCCACUCUUAAUAGACAGUCAACAUAUGAAAGUAUUCAGUGUAGCAGUUACAAUAGAUACAGUGGUUGUGAGAGACGACCAGGUAUUACUAAUGAAUAUAAUGUGAGGGGUGGUGAUAACGCAAGAGGAAGACAAAGUGGAUUAGAGGCCACAACUAUGUCCAUCUCUGAUAUUGAUGAUGAUGAUGAUGAGUUUGUCUGUCCAAUGUGUGAAUUUCACAGCAAGAUCCGUAGCACGAUAAUGCAGCAUAUCAUGGAUGUUCAUUAGGAUUGUAAUUCUACUACUACUACUAAUGAUAAUCAUAAUAAUAAUUUGCUUUAUUCCAGAAACAGUACUAGUGGUACAGUGUGGAAUUUUCAGCACAUAUCUACAAUAUUUGCAUCUAAUUUUACAGACAUUUAAAAUAAGUAAUUAAACAACCAAAGAAAAUAAAUCUGAAGACACCAACAGCAAAAAAAAACAGGAUAAACACAAAAUAAUUAUAAAUGCGAAAAAGUACAAAAGUCUACCAAAGUCUAAUGCAGUGUUUGUGGUGGUAGUGUGAGUAAUCCUGAAUAAUACAAAAAAUUUUUUUAAGGUGGUGACUAUGGCGCUCACAACCAAUGAUUGUCAGUUGAUAUUGCCGAAAAAACAUAGAAAAAAGACAACCACAAUAACUAAUAAUUACAUGAUGGUUAAUGACAGGACAAUUUGGUAAUACUCAAAGUGCUAUUAAAGUCGGAACCAGUAGAUACACAAAGGAAGGAAUACAGUAAAGUACAGAAAAAAUGAAUUCAAACAACUCAUUAAGACUUAUACUCCCAAAGAACAAUGUAUGUCUAUCUACUGUUAGUUCGAGAACGUCUACCUCUGGAUCGGAUUCGCUGGUCUCUAGCUUGCCUUCGCCUUUACGUAGGCAAAUGGAACGAAUAAAUCAGCGCCCUUCAUUGGCUGUAAACACUGAAACAACAGAAAUGGAUGAUUUCAGUGAAAAUGAUAUCGUGCAUUAUGGAGAUGUUGAAUCCGGUAAUCAAGAAUUCAACCCUCUCAGAAGCUACCGCGAACUAUAUGCCAAUGCGAUUGUCCCUCGUAAGCAUUUAAGAGCUACACAUCGAUGGGUUUUGCUACCGUCCCACAGUACUCCCCGAUUACCGAUUGAUUCUGUAACGUUUCCACCUGGACCGCGUCACUCUGGCUUCGACGUGAAUAAGGAAGGAAAACUGCGUCCAACUGUCAAGUUUUUGCUUCGCAUAGGUUCGGCGCUUUUACGACACCAAUACGACUCAGCGGCUGUGGAGAAGGCAAAUCCUUCUCCUCAACUACCACUUUGUAAUCGACGUAAACGCCGACGUAUAGAGGAGCAGUCGAAUAACAAAAAUUCUUUAGUUCCAUCAGUUAAUAUUUCUCAUUUAACAUGGAGACCGAAAACUUAUCACCGUCGCUGGGAUGAGAUCUGGAAUUACUGUACUGAUAACAAAUGUCCAUAUGUUCCUGCAUCUGCUAUGCAGUUACUAAGACAUCUAGAACAAGGUCAUCAAGAAUUCGUUAAUGUUAAUCCGCUUGUUGUGCUAAUAGAAACACGUCGAAAAAGCACUGGAAAUAAUGGCAGUAUGAUAAAUCUUGCAAUAGAUUAUGGUGAUUACCUGAUGAGUCGUUUUUAUGUCCCCGUUGCAGUAAAUAUGUACAACUCGUCUUUAAGUAUGCCACAAUACUCUUGUUCUGUAUGUGGUUGGAUUAGCAAGAGUCAGAGGGCAUUAAGUAAUCACCUUAAACGCACUCAUGCACAAUUGACUGUUGAGCGUAUAGAGAAUCCCAAAGUUAUGAUAUGCUCUGUUUGCGGUUCGCCGAUAGGAUCUACUAACUUAUUUCAGACUUCUUCACGUAGUCUAGACUCGGAUAUUUUUUUACACGCUUCGUGUAAACCAAAUAAUUCAUUUCACGAGAGCGCUCCUUGGUCUGGAUACGAUGCUCAUGCUUUAGCGUGUCUUACACUGAAUCCCUCGUUAUAUGCCAGAUUCAGUUUGCCUUUUAAAUUUGUCCGUUUCCUGUAUAAUUUAAUACAAGCUAUGAUUGUGACUCGAGUAAAUGCAUUCGGACGUUGGAGCCUCCAGUGUUAUACUGUAAAGUAUUGUGCAAGCAUAUCAGCUAUUUACGGUGAACUCAUCGAGCCAAAGAAAGUUAAACCUUUUAACCAUUCUAAAAUGAGCAGGAUCCUAGAGGAUAAUGAGAAUAUGCAGUCAAUAUUCCCUGUGAUUUCAUUACCUAUAAUUCCAACUCCAUGUACUGCGAAUCCGAAUCAAAGUAACCAAAUUACUUCAGGGAGUGUUAUUCAUUUCCCAACUGUCUUCGAGUCACCAUCUGUAACAACACAAACAAGUUUUCCUUUGCCGGGUAGUGUUAAUCCUACAAAUUUGUGUGUAUUACCGACUCCAUGUGUUGGUCAUGUGCCAAAUUUUGUGUCAAAGUCAGUUACAUGUUCUAUAGCGCCACCGACCACCUCAGUCGGUCAGUCUACUUCAAAUACAGGACAGAUACGCCCUCAAACUUCUCAACCAAUGUUCCCGAUUUGUGUCACAGUUGCUGAACAGCCUAGUGUAUCACUGAAUAGAAAAACACAGAUUCCAGUUGCACCAUGUUCUGCUGCGUCAUCGAAUAAGGCAACUGUUGUGUCGUCCGUUGCUAGUCAUUCGAGCAUUCCUAUUCAAUCGACUUCUACAGUGUCUGUUUCUACUAAUUUGACUUCACAGAAGUCAUCUCAACAGUCGUUUCCUGUUAGUUCAAGUGUAAAUACCAUACCUGUUCAACUGGGACCAAAUGAUCUAAUCAAGCGAAGUAUGGGAAAACCACCAUUUGGUGUACUCCCUGCACAAGUCCCAUGUGAAUUAUGCCAUCAGCUAAUUCCGACGAACAUCGAUGAUCAAUAUCGCCAUAUUGUAUGUUCUCAUAAUUUUCUUGGUUGUGAUUUGUGUCCGACAUUCUGUAUGACACGCGAAGACUUAAUUAGACAUGCGAAGGUAGCUCAUGGAAUUGAAGUCGUUAAUACUCCCAAUAUCUGUAAUGAAGUCACAACGUCUGUUCCACCCAAUGCCUCUUUGAAUAAUAUACCAACAACGCUUGUAACCACUCCAACUGCAAAUGACAAUCUACCCAUCAGAUUAACGCGGACUACUACUACUACUACGACGACGACGACUGCUACUCCUACUUCUACUCCAUCAGUGAACUCGAAAAUAUCAGGUAGACUACAAUCUGGAUCAGCUUCUAUACGGAUUAAUGAUUCCACUCUUAAUAGACAGUCAACAUAUGAAAGUAUUCAGUGUAGCAGUUACAAUAGAUACAGUGGUUGUGAGAGACGACCAGGUAUUACUAAUGAAUAUAAUGUGAGGGGUGGUGAUAACGCAAGAGGAAGACAAAGUGGAUUAGAGGCCACAACUAUGUCCAUCUCUGAUAUUGAUGAUGAUGAUGAUUUUCUUUUCUUUUUUGAUUAUAGCUUGAAUUCACACAGUAUUUUUGGUACAAGUAUGGAAUGGUGA
Messenger RNA from Trichobilharzia szidati, 3592 nucleotides. NCBI's taxonomy places the organism in Eukaryota, Metazoa, Platyhelminthes, Trematoda, Strigeidida, Schistosomatidae. The record is from the annotation of a GenBank genome assembly.